Anthostomella pinea is the source of this 1881-nucleotide messenger RNA. Lineage: Eukaryota; Fungi; Ascomycota; Sordariomycetes; Xylariales; Xylariaceae. The record is from the annotation of a GenBank genome assembly.
AUGGACGACAUGGGCGACAUGGGCGGUACGUCCAUGACCAGCACCAAUGUCUUCCAAGCCACCAACAUAGCUUUCGCCCAAGGCUAUUGGUAUUUCGUAGCAGCAGCCGUCGCUCUGCUGUUGCUCAUACGGAUCAUCAACUACGCUCAGAACUGGCUGAGACUACGUACCUCCCAAGUCAGCUCGGUCCAGUGCCCAACAAGACCGACGAACUGGUUCCUACAGACCUGGGCCACCUUGACCGCUGUUGGGAGGGAGCUGAGCUAUCCACAGCUGUACGUCCCAAUCCGAUACAUGUCGUGGAUGACACCGCCGCCCAUGGGUCGCGUCCUCGUCCUGCUCGUAUACUGGGCUGUCAUCAUCUACAUGAUGGCACGCAAUGUCAUCGUGGACGACGCCUACUACUGGGAGCGGAUUGGCUAUCGUAAUGCCUGGGUAACCGUCACACAGGUCCCGCUGCUCUACCUAUUGGCAUCCAAGACCAGCAUCAUCGGCCUGAUCGCCGGCACGAGCUACGAAAGGCUGAACUGGCUCCAUCGAUGGGUCGCCCGGACCAUGUUUGUUACUGCUACCGUUCACGGAUGGCACUUCUGGACGGAAUGGGUCAAGUAUGACAUUGUCGACGCGGAGAUGAAAUUGAUGUCCAGCAUGCUCCCGUAUGGCAUGGGCGCCUGGGGCAUUCUGCUGUGGAUUACCGUAACCUCGUUCAAGCCAUUCCGAGCCAUGGCAUACGAGGUCUUCGUCAUGCAGCACAUCAUAGCCGCCGUCAUGUUCCUGUGGGUUGUGUACGUCCACGUGCCCGCAGACGCCAGGUACAACGUCUGGUUCGCCAUAGCUGCCAUCUGUUUCGACCGCGUCUGUCGCUUGGGGCUGUUGGUGUGGCAGAACAUCAAGCUCAACCCCAAGAGGACUUGCUGUACCGGAGGGCAACGCUUCGGCCACCAGACACAGAUCUCGCGCAUCGGAGACUCGACGACCGUGUUGACCAUCAAGGAUGUACACUUCAAGUGGACUGCAGGGCAACACUUGUACCUCUGGUUGCCUCGCGUGGGCGCAUUCGAAACCCAUCCAUAUACAAUUGCCUCGUCUCAUCCGAUGCCCGAGACUUGCAUCUGCAACAGCAUCCAGUUGGUGGUGCGGUCCCACUCGGGCUUCUCGAAAAGGCUCAACGCGUUCGCGCAGAAGCUCGAGGCCUCGGACAAGAAGGAGACCGUGACAUCCAUGGUAGUAGGCCCGUAUGGCCGCCCUCCGCGAUGGGAUGCUUUCGAGACGUUGGUGCUCAUUUCGGCGUCGACGGGCGCCUCCUACACCCUCCCCAUUCUGGAGAGCGUGUUGCAAUCCAGGUCGCUAGGAUGCACAAAGCGUGUCGAUUUCCUAUUGAUAGCGAGGCAAGGAGAGGAGGUUGGAUUCUACCAUCAACGUCUACGUAAAGCGAUUGAGAGGGCCCAGUCGGUGGCUAUCGAACUUGCAGUACACGUGGCUGUGACGGGCAGCGGGCAACUGGAAACGAUAUCCGCAGUGUCUCUGCCAGUAUCUGCGGCGUUCACGACAAGCGUGGAGAAGAAGUCAACUUCAGAAAGCACGGUACCGUCGGAAGAGAUGGGGACAGUUGCGUCCGGGCGGAUACAUCAGCCGGAGGGGUUCUCGGAAACCAGCUCUGGCUCGCAGAUACAUCAUUCGGCAUGCAGACCCGAUAUCGCUGGCUUCGUCAGACGGUCAGUCGAAGCUACUGGAGGCGAGACUGGCGUGGUUGUAUGCGGCGGGCAGUCUCUGGUGGCCAAAGUGAGGACCAGCAUCGCAAAGCUGAGCGAUGAACGUGCUGUGCAUAAAGGAACAGGUGCGCAGGGGAUCCAUCUGCAUGUCGAGGAGUAUUGCUUCUAA